AUGAGGCUCCGCAGUUGGGCGUGGAACACGAGCCGUAGUGUUAGAAACUACUCCAAGAACACUCACCCCCAAAAUGUCGAGGCUGAGUGUACCAAGCCCCCUGGCGUGUUGGCCGAGAAGGACACGCAGCCAGAGGACACGCAGCCAGAGGGCAAGGAGCUAGAUGAUGUUUUUCUCAACCUGGCCCGCAUGCGCAUCCAGCCCCAAGUAGAUCCUGCUACGAAAAUGGUGCACACUGUGGUCGGUGACUUGCCUGUGUCGCCGCUCAUGAAUCCAGAGUAUCUGGCCACCAAGAGAAAAUAUGUCGAACCCAAGGCCAAGGUUGACAAGUCAAAGCACGGAAAAAUGGAAAAGCAACUCGCCAGAAACCCAUAUGCUUGGGCUUUGGCCAGCCCUGUUCGUAAUGCGUGCUUCCCCGGAAAAGGAAUACUGCUUCCGCGCUUCUUCCUGCAAGACUUUUCUUACAUCCCACACCCCGAGACUAAGGCACCGUGGAUGGUGCCAGUGUCUCUGAUGUCCGAGAGUGACAAUGAGGCAGGGGCUCAGGAGACAGCUGAUAGCGAGUUUGAGGAAACUGCAGCAUUUGAGGAAACCAGCGAUGGUAAUCCUGCUGACACUGAUGAGUUUGAUGGUGCCGGGCACCCUUUGUCAGCUGCCAGAAAAGGCAGACCUCGAGGGCUGCCCCGCGCAGCCUCGCCAAUCUCGUAUGCGCUCUGCCGGCGUGAUGCCCUGAAAGUACUUUCUCCGACCAGUGAUGCGUCUUCCUUGAAACGCAAAACUCCCAGCAAAUUACCGAGACACACAGCUUCCGGCCGCCUGAGGGCAAGGAUGGCUGUUAUGGCCAAUGUCGAAAACCCAGACACCGUAGUAUACCGCGCCGACAUGGACACUUACGUGCUGGACUUGAUGCGCGCGCGGACAAUGGAGCAACUGAUGCACUAUGCCCGUAUCUGCGACGCUCCGGUCAAGCCCAAGAACUACCUCUUGCGGUGCGAGGGACACUGGGACCAGAUCCAUACGCAUACCCGCCGCGGAUGUGUUCUCUGGAUGGGUGAUUGUGACGACAAUGAGGUCGAGAGACCAGGGGAGUUUGAAACGGUGAGGCUACAAGGCGUCAAGCUCAGCGGGGUCUUACCCGUGCAUGACCUGACCGUCCUGCUGGGACCGGAGAACGUCAAGAAACUGCGCCUAGGUUCCAGAAUUUUCAGCGAGGGAUCCACGUUCUUGCUUGGGGGACAACCUUCGGCUCGGUUGCAAAUGAAGCUGUGGAAACUCCAGGGUUACCUGGCUUCAUACGAAGUUGAAAACCAUCCAAGAGAGAUUUUGACGACCGCGGACGCAUAUACACACAUACUCAAGAUGGCUGAGACUUUCGAGUUCCAAGCUGAGAUCUCUCAGCUGUUGUCGCUCAUCAUCAACACCGUCUACUCCAACAAGGAGAUCUUCUUGAGGGAACUGGUAUCAAACUGCUCAGAUGCCCUCGACAAGAUCCGGUACGAGGCCUUGUCGGACCCCAGCAAGCUGGAUUCCGGCAAGGACCUGCGUAUCGACAUUAUCCCCGACAAGGCAAACAAGACCCUCACCAUCAAGGAUACCGGUAUCGGUAUGACCAAAGCUGACUUGGUCAACAACCUUGGUACCAUUGCCCGCUCGGGCACCAAGCAGUUCAUGGAGGCACUCACCGCUGGUGCCGACAUCUCCAUGAUCGGUCAGUUCGGUGUUGGUUUCUACUCUGCCUACCUGGUGGCCGACAAGGUUACCGUCAUCUCAAAGCACAACGACGACGAGCAGUACAUCUGGGAGUCGAGCGCCGGUGGCACCUUCAGCAUCGCACCCGACACUGAGGGCGAGCCUCUUGGCCGCGGUACCAAGAUGAUCCUCCACCUCAAGGAGGAGCAGCUCGACUACCUCAACGAGAGCAAGAUCAAGGAGGUCAUCAAGAAGCACUCCGAGUUCAUCUCUUACCCCAUCUACCUCCACGUCGAGAAGGAGGUUGAGAAGGAGGUUCCCGAUGAGGAGGCUGAGACCAAGGAGGAGGAGGGUGACGACAAGAAGCCCAAGAUCGAGGAGGUCGAUGACGAGGAGGAGGAGAAGAAGCCCAAGACCAAGAAGAUCAAGGAGACCAAGGUCGAGGAGGAGGAGCUGAACAAGCAGAAGCCCAUCUGGACCCGGAAUCCCCAGGACAUCACCCAGGAGGAGUACGCAGCCUUUUACAAGUCGCUCUCCAACGACUGGGAGGACCACCUGGCCGUCAAGCACUUCUCGGUUGAGGGUCAGCUUGAGUUCCGUGCCAUCCUGUUCGUCCCCAAGCGUGCCCCCUUCGAUCUCUUUGAGACCAAGAAGACCAAGAACAACAUCAAGCUCUACGUCCGCCGUGUCUUCAUCACCGACGACGCCACCGACCUGGUGCCUGAGUGGCUCAGCUUCGUCAAGGGUGUCGUCGACUCUGAGGACCUUCCUCUCAACCUGUCUCGUGAGACUCUCCAGCAGAACAAGAUCAUGAAGGUCAUCAAGAAGAACAUUGUCAAGAAGUCUCUGGAGCUCUUCCAGGAGAUUGCCGAGGACAAGGAGCAGUUCGACAAGUUCUACAGCGCCUUCAGCAAGAACCUCAAGCUCGGUAUCCACGAGGAUUCCGCCAACCGCCAGACCCUUGCCAAACUCCUCCGCUUCAACUCGACCAAGUCUGGCGAUGAGCUGACCUCGCUGUCCGACUACAUCACCCGCAUGCCCGAGGUGCAGAAGAACAUCUACUACAUCACUGGCGAGUCCCUCAAGGCCGUCCAGAAGUCUCCCUUCCUCGACUCGCUCAAGGAGAAGAACUUUGAGGUUCUGUUCCUUGUUGACCCCAUUGAUGAGUACGCCAUGACUCAGCUCAAGGAGUUCGAGGGCAAGAAGCUGGUAGACAUCACCAAGGACUUCGAGCUCGAGGAGACCGAGGAGGAGAAGGCCAUCCGCGAGAAGGAGGAGAAGGAGUACGAGGACCUUGCCAAGGCCCUCAAGAACGUCCUCGGCGACAAGGUCGAGAAGGUCGUUGUCUCCCACAAGCUGGUCGGCGCUCCUUGCGCCAUCCGCACUGGCCAGUUCGGCUGGUCGGCCAACAUGGAGCGUAUCAUGAAGGCUCAGGCUCUCCGUGACACCUCCAUGUCGAGCUACAUGUCAUCCAAGAAGACAUUCGAAAUCUCGCCCAAGAGCCCCAUCAUCAAGUCGCUCAAGUCCAAGGUUGAGAGCGACGGCGAGAACGACAAGACCGUCAAGUCGAUUGUCCAGCUCCUCUUCGAGACCUCCCUGCUCGUCUCUGGCUUCACCAUUGAGGAGCCUGCCGGCUUCGCCGAGCGCAUCCACAAGUUGGUGUCUCUUGGUCUGAACAUUGACGAGGAGCCCGACGCGUCUGCUGACGCACCGGCCGCUGACGCCUCGGCACCUGCUGCUGAGACUGGCGACAGCGCCAUGGAGGAGGUCGACUAA
Messenger RNA from Pyricularia pennisetigena, 3465 nucleotides. RefSeq lists its product as uncharacterized. Gene Ontology annotation, molecular function: ATP hydrolysis activity; ATP binding; ATP-dependent protein folding chaperone. The transcript is spliced from 4 exons. Gene Ontology annotation, biological process: protein stabilization; protein folding; cellular response to heat. NCBI's taxonomy places the organism in Eukaryota, Fungi, Ascomycota, Sordariomycetes, Magnaporthales, Pyriculariaceae. Gene Ontology annotation, cellular component: protein-containing complex; plasma membrane; perinuclear region of cytoplasm. Bases 1 to 3465 code for a protein of 1154 amino acids. The record is from RefSeq and is a predicted model, not a curated record.